AAAAUUUUGUAAAUGAAGAAGUGUCAUCGUUUAACUGGAGAUAAAAGUAUGAGAAGACCUGAUAGAGAGCCUCUAAGUCUUAGCUUUACUAAUCAAUCCCUGCUUUAUUGGAAUGAAAGCAAACCUAUCUGAACAAAUCCGUCAUUAGCAACUCAAAUGAAACGUAUAAGAAGUACUUCUGCUUGGGAACGAUUUAUGAGUGACUCAAAAGACUACAAACAAGUAAAUAGAAGUGGCUAUGGUGAUAAAAAGCUAAGGCAUAAGGACUAUCUCAACAGCAGCAGGACUAUUUUAGCAGGCCAGAGAAAGAGAGGUCGUAAUGGGUUACUUUGUGAAGACAGUAGCGAGCAAGCCAGACCACAAUCAAAAAGAGUCACACACAGAGGCUACAAGAAGAGCAAAGAUAUAUUUGAGAUUGUCACUGACCGGUCUACUGAUACUAGCAGCAAAAUAACUGGCUGCGCAAGGAAACAUUUUAGCAGAGACAGUCAGGUUGAACUUAGUCAUGAGAGAUCAGGGAAUUUAGUACAGAAGUUGUGGGAUCAGAAGAAGAAAAGCUAUGGAAUUUUGAGAAAAUUUGUCAUUGAAGGAAAUAACUACGAGAAAAGCAAAUGUAAUAAAGUUAAAGGGGUCCAAGCACAUAAUAAAUAAAGUAAAGAAUGACUUUUGUAGUUCGACAGGUAAUCUUCCUGGAAGUUCUUUUGGAAAAAGAGAAAAUUUCCAAAAUGAAGUUCCCAAAGUUCAGAGGAAGAAAAUCAAUGAAGUUGCAAAUGCUGCAACUUAUCAGCAGCCAAUAAACGCAAAGAAUUAUUAUACUAAUCAGAUAGGAGCAGGAGCUAGUUUGACUACAAUGCAUUUGGUAAAUGAAGCAACUCCAAAAGUUGAUAAGAAAAGUGGGUAUCAUCGUUAUCAGACAAAGAGAAUGCAUAAAAUUAAGUAUAAUAAUUAA
This is a messenger RNA of Moneuplotes crassus, 949 nucleotides long. Lineage: Eukaryota; Ciliophora; Spirotrichea; Euplotida; Euplotidae. The record is from the annotation of a GenBank genome assembly.